Epinephelus lanceolatus (giant grouper) is the source of this 4551-nucleotide messenger RNA. RefSeq names its product Kruppel like factor 7b (gene klf7b). Gene Ontology annotation, biological process: regulation of transcription by RNA polymerase II. Lineage: Eukaryota; Metazoa; Chordata; Actinopteri; Perciformes; Serranidae. Gene Ontology annotation, molecular function: DNA-binding transcription factor activity, RNA polymerase II-specific; RNA polymerase II cis-regulatory region sequence-specific DNA binding. The record is from RefSeq and is a predicted model, not a curated record.
UGCUGGAGGAGCAAACCUGGCAACCUGGCAGCUUGUGCUGAGACCGAUUGGCAAUCUGGCAAUGCGGAAAUAGAUCUGGCACCCCCGAGCCCGGACUGAGGAGAGAGGCGUGACAGAGCCGAGCAGAGAGGAGAGGGGAUUGCUUUGACAAAGAUAAAAUAAUCAACUCUUUCUUUCCUCUUAGCUUUUUUUUUCUUUUUUUAAUUAAAGUGCUCAGGUGCGCGCUCCUGCACCAGCUGGGAUUUUUUUUAUCCCCCAGUAUUUGUUUUCCAACCUGACAAGUCUGAGAAGAAGGAAAGAAGAAGUGCGUUUUUAAGGAUUCCGGACUUCUUUUACUGACUUUUCCUCCCCCGUUUUCUUGCAUCAAGCAUGGAUGUGUUGGCGAAUUACAGUAUUUUCCAGGAACUCCAACUCGUCCAUGACACUGGUUAUUUCUCUGCGAUGCCUUCCCUGGAGGAGAACUGGCAGCAGACAUGUCUAGAGUUGGAGCGGUACCUACAGACGGAGCCCAAGCGACUCUCGGAGCUCUUUGAUGAGGAGCUGGAUUGUCUCUUAACGCCGACCUUCAUGCAGGGUGGUGACAGUGACGAGGACCUGAUGGACCCCCUCCUCCCCAGCCUCCCUGACCAGCCCAGCCCACUUCCACUCCUGGUAACCCUCCCCAAGGUCCAGGCCAAAAUCCUCCAGGUGCCCACCCCCAGCAGGACCCAAGCAGAGGCAGGGACUGAAACCGUCACACCAAAGGACCAAGUCCUGGCAGGAGUCAGUGCCGCACAGCUCAGUGCUGCCGUCACAUCCCUAACACCACCAUCGUCACCAGAGCUCGGCCGCCACCUCGUCAAACCCACACAGACACUGACUGCGACGGCAGACGGUACACUAACGCUCAAAUUUGUGGCGAAGAAGGUAGGGCUAGGGGCGGCUAAACUGGUGGCAGCACGAGCGCUACCGUCACCGCCAAGCCGAGGAGGAGCCCUCAGUGACAGUGAGCAGGGAGGAGGAGGAAGUCUGGGAGGAGACGUACCAGAGAACAAAAAGAGAGUCCAUCGGUGCCAGUUUAAUGGCUGCAGGAAGGUUUACACCAAGAGCUCCCACCUGAAGGCACAUCAGAGGACUCACACAGGUGAGAAGCCCUAUAAGUGCUCAUGGGAGGGCUGCGAAUGGCGUUUUGCCCGCAGUGACGAGUUGACGCGACACUACCGCAAACACACUGGAGCGAAGCCAUUCAAGUGCAACCACUGCGACAGGUGUUUCUCCCGGUCGGACCACCUGGCCCUUCACAUGAAGAGGCACAUCUGAGGGCAGAGAGAAAAGGAGUGGGAGAGGGGAAGAAGCAAGAGGAGAAAAAGGAGGAGGAGGAGGAGAAGGAAAGAUAGGAGGAGGAGAGAGGAACGGGCAGUCGAGCUACCAACCGCCCGCCUCGUUCACCCCGUCCAUGAACCAGUCUGCGGCCCCGGCGCCUGCAGGGCAGCGCAUCCAUCUGAGAGGGCCGUGAAGAUCAGUCAGACUGACGGCGCUCUCAUUGGAGACUGGGAUCGGAGGAAAACGAGGAGUAGCUAGAUUGUUGUUUUUCUUUACAAUUACACACUCACACACUUGCAACGUAAACACUCAACACACCCGUCUUUGAAUGCAUCAUCCCGGUGAACCCCGGCUGCUCUCACGCAGCUCUGGGGACUUGGACACUGCCAAACCAACAUAUACUUAACUUGCUUGAUGAAACAUUAACGCCGCCUUUUUUUCUUUCUCUGUAGUCAGUGUGUUUAAACCAUAACGUCACUUUAGGUGAGGAGAUAGUCCAGUGGGGAAACUUUAAAUAUCCAUAUAGUCAGUUGUUAGUGCUUUACCGGCUUCUUGAAUUCCAAUACUCAACUCUUUUCUUUGUGUUUUAAUGUUUCUCAUACACGGAACGUAAGAACUCAUCAUCUGCCGCAGUCAGCUUCAGUAAUCUACCAGAAGAAAACAACAACAAAUCUGCAGGAGAGAGACUGUGCGGAUCGACUUCUCGCAUAGCUGACAAUCGAACCCAGGGCUCGGACGCUGGGUGUCUUGGUGCACCCAUGGGACCUCGGUCAGCGGGUGCCGCUGCAGCUCUCAGGCUCUCCUCCAGUGGGUGCUUGCAUCUCCCACCUUCACUGAGACGCCUGCCGCCUCCGCAGGCCAUCUGACAGAAAUGCGCAGCGACACUUUCUUCCCUUUUUUUCUACUUAGAGGAUGAUAAUUCUUCUUGUUGUUAUUACAAAGAAUGACACUUUGUUCUUUUCUCUCUUUGAGAAAAUGUCUUAAAACUCACUGAAUUGUGUUUGAGGAAAAAAAAAACUGAAAAAUCUAAGAUGACUUCAACAGAAUGUGUGGGAUGAGAAGGAGAGCGUUGUUGGUCUUUUUAAUCCCCAUGUGCACCGGCUCUGCUUCUGCAGUCUGUACGCAACCAGUGGAUGAACAGAAAAAAACAGAAUCAUACAAAUUCUCAGAAAUGGGAUUUGUAUUCUUUUUUUUUGUUGGACUAAAAUAAAAGCAGAGAGCGGAGAGGUCUUCAGUUUUUUGUGCUGCUCUUUCUGCCCCGCGAUUCACUCCAGCUAGAAAACAAAAACCCUCGCAUGACCCUCUGUGGUCUCGCGCUCUACUGGAGUCGGGCGGAGGACUCGCUGAAAACUGGAAACCUGUUUUUUUCUUCUGUCUUUGCUUUUUUUGUUGAUUCUGAGAGUCAUCCUGGAGCGCUUUCACAGGCUCUCAUCUCCCUGGCAGCACUGCGGGGCACGAACGGAGGCUGAGGAGCCGCUUUUUGGUUACUCACGUGGGACUUAAGACGCCAAACGACCUUUGCGCGGUGGUGCCGAACAGACACGGUCGCACCAGCCCGGUCAAAUUUGCCUGUUUCGUAUCCAUUGACUGCACUGACUUUUUUUUUUUCAAUGUUAUCUGUGCUUUUUUUUCUACAGCGAAAAAAGGAACACAAAGAAAAAAAAUCAUAAAAAGACUUGAAAAAAAUUCAACACAAAAAACAAUUCUGUCUCGCUCUACACAUUGUAUACAGAACAAGCACACAUACUGCGCCAACACACACACACACACACACACACAGACUUACACAGUUUCUUUGCUCACGGCUCCUCUUGAGAUAAGACUAAUAAGAUUUAGGAAAAUAAUUAUUAAACUAAUGAACAGAGUUGGAAAACAAAACACUGCAUGGCAGGCUUUAUUGCAAACACACACACACACACACACACACACACACACACACACUCUUCCUGGAAUUAUAUGUUCUGCUCCCAGAUCUUUUUUCACAGUAGGAAUUUAGCAACUGUUGUUUAGUAGAAGAGUAUCUUAGCUCUCGGCUGGAGGUAACAAACGAUUCCAAAUCCUUUGAAGUGAGAAAUCAGCUUGUUCUCAGUUCCAACAAUCACCCACAUAUCCCUUGCUACAGUUUGUGCCUCUCAUUUAAUCAGCGGUUUUCACUUCAGAGACUCCGGUUACAUUGUUGGUUACAAUAGAGCGUACAAACCCCUGUUUCCUUUAAAAAUAAUAAGUGGUGAAAUGACUGCAGCAGGUCUCUUAACAAAAAUGUGUCGAAAACGUGUUUAUAAUCCCCAGAGGUGUCUCUGCUCUGACACUCACGCACAGUGGAUUUGAAUGUCGUCAAGAUGAAUCCUAACGUCUUGACCCAAACAACGCAUUGUCACAUCUCGUUCUUUAAAAACCUGUUAAAUUAGCUUUCUAAUCAUGGAAAGACCUGAAAAAAAAAUUAAUUAACUGAAACAUUGGGGUCUUAUGGUUACACCGGCAUUUAUGUAGCUAAUAUUUUGCACAGAAUUCAAUUAAUUUGAACAGUGUAAGAAUUAACUCACAGCAGCAGAGUAAAUCUAUGCUGAAUUUAACUUAGGCACUAAUGAGCAAAAUAAAUAAGUAAAUAAACACAUUUUAUUGCCAAAGGCCUGUAGGAUGGUUCGCUUACAGCUGUCAUGCUCACAACUGCAACAGUGUUUUGCCAUUUCUUGUUGUGACUGAGUGCUUAUAUGUGCUUUUAUGGGCAUGAUUAAAGUGGCCAACAAGGGCAAUGCACUACAAUGACCCCAAAAAAUUUCCAUCAGGAGAAACGAUGCCAAUUCAAAGACAAAUUCGAAAAUCACAACAAUACAUAAAACAACAAAAUCGUGCUGCAAGUGAAAAAAUUAGUUGCAAAAAUUUACUGGAAACAUGACAAAGUCAAAAACGCACAAACCCCAAAAACAAAUGCAACCGAAAACGCUGCAUAUCCAGUCAACUCAACAGAAGAUCUACAGGCCUCAAGGAGGAGUGUGGUGUUAGCUAGCUAGAGUUAGCUGUCACUUUUUUAUAUUGUAAUAUUCUAAAAGGCUUACUCUAAAUAUAAAAAAGAAUAUGUACCUUUUUAUGUUGCCUCUUUAAAGUGGAUUUAUACUUUGUACACUAGUGUGGUGGUGUCUGUGUCACUCUGCAGGUACACCUCCAAAAUGCUAGUCGCCGGCAGGGUUUCUGUGAAGUGCUGUAAAGUUUAGCUGAUUCAAAACACACAUUAAACACACAGUACACAAA